Morone saxatilis (striped sea-bass) is the source of this 6825-nucleotide messenger RNA. RefSeq names its product protein tyrosine phosphatase receptor type O (gene ptpro). Gene Ontology annotation, biological process: podocyte differentiation; negative regulation of canonical Wnt signaling pathway; axon guidance. Gene Ontology annotation, cellular component: glutamatergic synapse; plasma membrane; GABA-ergic synapse. The record is from RefSeq and is a predicted model, not a curated record. Gene Ontology annotation, molecular function: cadherin binding; Wnt-protein binding; protein tyrosine phosphatase activity. Lineage: Eukaryota; Metazoa; Chordata; Actinopteri; Moronidae.
AAGAUGAAGAUGAUGAUGAUGAGCAGUUAGAGCGGCGGAGCGGAAACAAACCGCAGACUGAAUCCGUGCGCGCGGCGGCGCGUCGCGCUCCGAUGCUGCAGAAAAAUCGCCAUUGUUUGGAUGCGCAGCAGCCUGAGAGCCAGAACCAGAACCAGAACUGCACCGACACCGUUUGACCCACAGACACCAUGCUCCCCCCGCUACUCCUCACGCUCUGCCUGCACUGCUUCACCCAGUGCCCUUCCCCCCCCUCAACAUCUCCCGUAAGAUCGUCCACCUGAGCCAGAGGGCUGCGCCAGGUGAAACCUCCAGCAUCGUCCCUCCUGAUGGCGGCGAGGAGAGCGGGCGAGCUCGGCGAGCGCGGGAUGUCCCCCUGAUGGAGGAGCAGGAGGAGGAGGAGAACGUGUCUGAGGAGGUGGCGGGAACUUCCACUCAGGUUCCCUUCAACCCAACGCACAACCUGACCACCGCCGCCAACCAGACGACUCCGAGCUACUGGUUGGACCCGACCGACCCGUCUCCCACCGACAGGGACGAUGAGUUUGUCAACGCCGUUGUGUCAGAGUACGAAGACUCCAACGAGCCGGGUUCGGCCAUGGGGCUUCCCUCCGAAGUCUCCGUCCUGCCCACCAAACUGCCCCCCAUCCUGCUGGAGCUCCGCUGGCUGCCGCCCAGACCGCCGACCAGCUAUGACGGCUUCAACGUCUACAUCUACAGAGACGGUAACUCGACAGAAACCGCCACCGUGGACGAAAACACUCACGAGUUCUUCACCGAGUUAACGGAGCCGGGAACGUACCGAGUGCAGGUCACCACGCUCAGCUCGUCCGGAGACUGUGAGGCCCGCGAGAGCGCCGCCGACACCAGCUUCACCUUCUACCUCAGUCCCGGUGGCGAGCUGUUGGAGGAGCUGCGCGAGCGUCCGCAGGCCGUCAGCGUCAGACUGCUGGACUCCAGCACCGCCGCCGUCUCCUGGGCCCAGUCCUCCGAGAACCACAACGGCAGCCUGGUGUCGGUGGUCUCUACGACCUGCCUCAGACCCAGUCUCAGCCAGAGGAUGGAGAACACGUACUGCAGCGAGGAAAACUCGACCAGUGACAUCAUCAGCAGCCUGACCCCCGGGGCCCAGUACAGGGUGGUGGUCUACCACACCAACGGGCCCCUGAUCAGCCCCCCGUCUGAACCCGUCAUCAUCGACAUAGAGCCCACCGGCGUGCGCGAGCUUGCGGUGUAUCCUCUCAGUCCGACCGCCGUCAUCCUCAGCUGGCAGCGCCCGUACCACGUGGCGUUCAGGAAGUACGUCCUGCAGACCUUCUUCUUCAACCCCGUGACGUUGGCCUCAGAGUGGACCACCUACUACGAGAUUGCCGCCACCGCCUCCGUCAUUGCCUCCGUGAGGGUCACCGACCUGCUGCCGGCCUGGUACUAUAAUUUCCGCGUUUCCAUGGUAACGUGGGGCGACCCACCGCUCAGCUGCUGCGACAGCUCCACCGUCAGCUUUGUGACAGCUCCUGAAGCUCCUCACAUCUCCUCCGUGGAUUACUCCCACGGCGUCCUGUACGUACGUUGGACCUACGGCGAGCUCUUCAUCGACCUGUCGCACUCCAGGAUGCUGCACUGGCAGGUUGUGGCGGUCGGCAAGAAAGGACCGGAGAGGAGCUACUCCAUCGACGUGACCCGUAACGUGAUGCGAGCGAGCCUACCUCUGCCUCCAGGAGACAUCUACAACCUGACAGUGACGGCCUGCACCGAACGCAGCCGCAACACCUCCACGCCAAACAUCAUCAAACUGGAGCCGGCUCCUCCGAGGUCCCUGUUCGCCAUCAACGCCACGCACUCGUCCGUCACUCUGCUGUGGACCGAGGAGGGAGUGGUCGACUACUACCAGGUCCUCUGCAAACCCAACAAACCCAGCAAGGAGCUCAAGGCCCGCGAGCCUCAGACGGCGAGUUCUCACGUGGUGACGGUCUCUGGUUUGAUGCCCUCAUCCGCCUACAACUGCACCAUCACCAGCUUCAGCUACAGCACGCCGAGCAAACCCGCCCACAUCACCAUCAGCACCGUCGCUAAAGAGAUGAACCCGAGUGUCGCAGCGAUCUCGGCUCUGGCCGUCCUCAGCAUCCUCCUCAUCAGCCUGCUGGUCCUGUUCCUGCUGGUCCUCCGCAAGAAACACCUGCAGAUGACCAGAGAAUGCGGCGCAGAGACAUUCGUCAACUUCGCCUCCUUUGAGCGAGACGGGAAGCUUCCCUAUAACUGGCGAAGAAGCCUCUUUGCCUUCCUUACCCUACUGCCAUCCUGCCUUUGGACUGACUAUCUUUUGGCUUUUUAUAUUAAUCCUUGGAGCAAGACAGCUUUAAAGAAACGGAAGCUAACAAGUCCGGUGCAGCUGGAUGACUUCGACGCCUACUUCAAGGAAAUGAGCAAAGACUCGGCCUACAAGUUCUCCCUGCAGUUCGAGGAGCUGAAAAGCGUCGGUCUGGAUCUUUCCCAUGAUGCAGCUGACCUGCCCAUCAACAGGCCGAAGAACAGAUACACCAACAUCCUCCCCUACGACUUCAGUCGGGUGAAGUUGAUCUCGAUGCACAACGAUGAAGGUUCAGACUACAUCAACGCCAACUUCAUCCCUGGCUACAAACACACCAAGGAGUACAUCGCCACUCAGGGUCCGCUGCCCGAGACCCGUAACGACUUCUGGAAGAUGGUCCUGCAGCAGAAAUCUCCGAUUGUUGUAAUGCUCACGCAGUGCAACGAGCGGCGGAGGGUGAAGUGCGAUCACUACUGGCCGUUCACAGACGAGCCGGUGAUGUACGGAGAGAUCAGUGUGGAGAUGUUGUCUGAGUCCGAGUCUCCGGAGUGGACCAUCAGGAAGUUCAGACUGGGAUACGCUGAUGAGAGUCAGGACGUCCUCCACCUGAACUACACCUCGUGGCCGGAUCACGGCGUCCCCACGGUCAACGCCAUCGAAAGCAUCCUGCAGUUCGUCCACAUCGUCCGUCAGCAGGCCAACAGGACCAAAGACCCUAUCAUAGUCCACUGCAGCGCCGGAGUCGGCCGGACAGGGACGUUCAUCGCUCUGGAUCGACUGAUGCAGCACAUCAGAGAGCACGAGUUCGCAGACAUCCUGGGGAUGGUGUCUGAGAUGCGUUCACACCGGCUGUCGAUGGUCCAGACUGAGGAACAGUAUGUGUUCAUCCAUCAGUGCGUCCUGCUGAUGUGGCAGAAAAAGAAGCAGCAGUCCAUCACCUCUGACGUCAUCUACGAGAACGCCAGCAAGACAUAAUGAUGGUGGCUCCUCCAGACGCUGCAAACACGCCCAACCUCCUGUGCUUCAGGCAUCCAUUCUCUGCAGAAGAAGAUCAGCUUCAUCAUCAGUAUCAACAAACCAACAGCAGAACAUCUCGACGACACAAGAGAAAAAAAAAUCCAGUUUUUUGUUUGAAUUGGUGUAAAAGCGUUGGAUGGAUUUCUGCCUUACAACACGUUGAACCACGACCCCGCCCUCUGAACUGGACUGACUCACGUCAACGUGGGGUGGGAGGAGUCAGAGGAGGAGUGUUAACGAGCUCCGUCCUGCGAUUGGACGUCUACACUGUGUCCGUCCUCGUUCAGACGACGGGAGGCGGCGAGUCGGUGGAGCUGAGUCAGCGGUUUUUCAUUUGAUUUGUUUUUUAAUCUCAGGAGUAGCUGAAAAACCAGCAAGCACACCGGCCUCUUCCUCCGAAUAUCAUUCAUCAUCGUUAGUUUUUUUUGCAUCGUUUGUAGCGUUCACCUCUUGCAGCGUGCAGCUUUCCUGGCUUUUUACGACGAGUCGAAGGCGGUAGAUUGCAACCGGACUCACUGCCAAAAGUCCCGAACUCGGGGCCGUAACAUUGCUCUAACACGCUAACUAACUGCCAGGACCGCUGCACCGAUUAAAUCCACUGGAGGAACCCAGCAAGCAUUCGGCGACGGUUGACGGUCAGGAACAUGAGCACAACAUUUUACAUCUGAUGCUGAUUUUUAAUUGGGCUAAAAACCGUCCGAAUGCAACGUUUCCGUCCUGGUUGAACAUCAAACGUUGGCGUCAUAAAUUUGGUACAUUUUUCCUGCAGUUUUACAGAUUUCGGCUUUAAAGCAGCUUCGUAAGGUUUUAACAUGAAAGUUUUUUGGUACUAAAUAAUUUCAUUAAACGCUGCUCGACUCAUUUCACUGUGUCCGUCGAGUCAGCCGCUGAGCGUCUGAAUGUUUGCUGGGUCUGCACACGAACUAAAGGGCACAAAAACAGUUGAAGGGAACGAACGCCUUUCUGUGGAAACACGAGUGCCUCAUGCCGCCGUCCCGUCGCCGCCGACGCGUCGGAGGCUAGUUUAGACGCUAGAGACUGUGGUCGUAGAGCUGUAGUUUCGAUAUGCACUGAGGCCUCGGAGAUGCUGACAGAAGAAGGGAAGAGCUGCUGACGGUGGAGGACCGAACGUCUUUCUAUCCAACGGUCUCCACCUGAAGAUGUAGAUUAACUUUAGCGGAGAGACUUUUAAUCUCAUCGGCGGCAACAAUCCUGUUUGGAUCAUAUCUUGACAGCAUCUGAGGACAGUGGAACUGCCAAAACCACCCUGAAAUUAUAUCCAUGUUCCCUUUAUGUUGCUGAAUUUGGGAAAUGACACAAACAUAUCUGCUCAGCAUAUCUCCAGAGCCGGCCCGAGCCCCGAAUCUGAGUAUCAGUAAUAUCUUUAUCAUUAAACAUAUAAACCUGCAACUAGAAUUCGUGACCAAAUAAACGUAACCUAGUCAGUGCCGUAAAACUUAAAGAUACAUUCUCUGCUUUUGUUACUGCGCCCUAAACGCUUCAUAUACAAACAUUCUUGUAUUCAGCCGCAAAUGUUGUUCCCAUAUGUGGUUUAGCCCCUAAAAGGUUCCGGUUAUAAAGCUCCCAGAAUACCAAUAAGAUAUAUUGACCCCUAAAUGUAAAUAAACUUGGUACAGUGGCCACAAAUACUGAAUUAUUACUUAUGACAGAAUUUAUGAUGAAGGUACAUUUAAAAACUGUUAAAUGUUUGUUUUGCACGAAUAUAAUUAUUAACUCUAUCAAUUGUGUUUGCUCCCACAAGAAGUUGGAAUACUGCCCUAAAACAUUUGAUACAAACGUAGACCCAAAAUUAGAAAUCACCUAAUUUUGAAAAGUUUGUUACCAUGUAAAAUAUUUGUUUUAAUAAAAGCAAUUUGCCCCAAAUAUUGUGAUGAAAAACAGUUUAUAAGUUUUGGUAUCUUCCAACUAAUUUUCUUCUUCUUAUUAUUAUUAUUAUUAUAUAUUAUUUAUAAUAUUUGGUGUUUAUUCAGGUUCCUUUGGGGAUAAAUGCUAGAAGAACAUAUAGAAAAGCGUUUGGGCGUUGUAAUAAAAUCUGUGUUAACGUUAAUAAAUUUAAAUAUGGCGGCUCGGGCCGAUAUUGGUCUUAAACACACACUACUGUACAGGAAGUUGUUCUGAAGCCAUUUUCUCGUUUUCAGAUCAACUUAAUUUAGUUUAGUUUAUUGUCAUCUUUCUACUCAACGUUUGACUUGAAGGACAAAAAGAAAACUUCUCACUUCCUUGACGACGGUAGAGAAUGUCUACUGAACAGACGAGACCGGUCGACCUCGAGUCUUACACUCCAUUCAGGAAGUACGGGGUGUCGUCAAAAUAAGAGCCCAGAGCUGAGUGGCUUUUCUGUUCUCAUUAAAGGUCCAACAAAAGAUUAAACCAGAUUUUUAAUAUUUACAUUUAAAUUUCUUCCAAUCAAAUCCAAUCACAGGAUUGUUCCAGUUUUACAUGGAUGUGAAUGGGAGCGAAUGUAAAAGGUCAAUAUUAAACAUUUUACCAAUUAACUCACUAAGUAACAAGUUUUUAUUUUGUUCAUAAAUCAUAAAUUAAAUGUUAUGUUUCAAAACUAAAUAUUUCAAAUAAGUCAGUUAAUAUUUAAUGUUAAACAGCAGAAAGUAUAAAACAGUAUGAAAGUUAUCUGAUUGAACUGUUCUCACAUUAUCUGAUAUUGAUGCUGUUUGUGUUAUUUUAAGCACGAAAAUUAUCUUUGUGGCCUUUUGGUUCAAACUUCAAUAGUUCUUCAGUAUUUCUAUACAUAUAAUUUAAUAUAACUGAAUAUUGUACAGCCCCUAGAACAUUUUAUAAUUCUAAUAAAACAACUAAACUUUAAACUAAAAGGAAAAGCUGCUUCUGACUUCUGUUGGCGUUAUUUCGACCACACCUCGUAUCUAAUUUGUAAAAAAUAAAAUAAAAUAAAAAAUGAAGAAAUCCAUGAAUGUGUGUAAAAAGGCCGUUGGAUGCUUCAGUGUUGACUUUGUAAAAUGAUUCAUUGUGGCCUUGUGGUUUAAACACCUGAAGUCUUUACCUGCUGGUUCGGUCACCACUCGAUCUGAAAGGUCACGUUUCACUGUUAGAUAUCCGACGUACUGUACAUACUACUACUGCUUACUCUGUUUCUACUCGUCAUUGCUGAGUAAUUCUUGUGGAAAUGUUGCUUUAGAGGUUUGUUUUUUAAAAGUUGUUGUAUAUGUGAAUCAUCAUUUCCUGAGCCAGAAGUCCUCUCAUCACUACGACGGCUUCGCGGUCGUCCGGAGACUCGUGGACACGGAGGACUCAUCUGAGGCCGGAGGAACGCACUUUGGUACGACCGUCAGAAAAGACGAAAGCUCGGCACUGUACACUCUUCUUUCUCUUACUUAGUGUUCGUCCAGUCAGACUUGUUUGUUGGUGCCAUUCUCGUGCAUUGUGUCACUUAAAAUUUGAGGGAUGAUCUUGAACUCGGAUCAUUGUCACAGAGUUUUAAUGUGUGUGUGUUGGAACAAAAUAAAAUG